Chenopodium quinoa (quinoa) is the source of this 3441-nucleotide messenger RNA. RefSeq lists its product as uncharacterized. The coding region runs from base 923 to 3061 and encodes 712 amino acids. The transcript has 12 exons. Gene Ontology annotation, molecular function: nucleotidyltransferase activity. Lineage: Eukaryota; Viridiplantae; Streptophyta; Magnoliopsida; Caryophyllales; Amaranthaceae. The record is from RefSeq and is a predicted model, not a curated record.
UUAUGUGCUACCGUACACGUGUAUAGAAUUAGUAGGGGUAGUUUAGUUACUAUGCGCUUAACCGAACAUGUGUAUAGGAGUAGUCAUUCCGCACCCUAUUAUGUCAAUAUUAUAAACCAAAUACCAAACACAAUCUUUGUUAAAAAAAAAAAAAAUCCAAACACCAAAACCUUAUUAUUAAUCGAAUUCUAGGUAGAAGAAAAAAAUAGGGGAGAGAGAAACCUAAACACAUAGUGCAUACCACCUCUAAACCCAACAACAUAGAUUAGAGAAGAACCCUUGAAUAUUCUUGCCUAAAUUUUUCUCUCUUUUCCAUUGUUUUUAAUUUAGGCAGUUGGGUUUGUUUCCUGUUUAAUACUAUGGGUAUUAAAACUGGAAACUACAUCUAAUUAUGGAAGAUUUCAGCGUUUCUUUGGAAUUCAUUACACUCAAUUGCUCUUUCUGGGCCAAUAUCUUUCCAAAAUAUAGCUAAUUAAAGAAUCUGCUACCCGAUUUACAUGAUCUUGAGGGAUAAAAAUUUUGUAUUUUUAUUUUCUUCCCUAAUUUUGAAAAAUAAAAAAUCCCAUUUAUUAAACAUGAUACACUAUUUCCCAUGCUUUUCUGAUUUCACAAUCGUCAUAAUUUUAAUUUGUAUUUAUUGUUGUUAUUAUUUAUAUUAUGAUGAUGGGUUUCAUAUUUCAUAGGAUAUCUCCAUUUUUGGUGUUGUGUUCUUUGAAGAGAUGCUGAAGGAGCAAUUUCCUUAUUACCCAAUUACAAGGACAAGGGCACCUUCAAAUGUGGAAGGUUUUUCAUUCUCUGGACUUUCACCACUGCAAAGACUUAGGGUUUUCUAUGGCAACAUAAAGUGAGAGAAAUUGUUGAGGCUUGGGCAUCAGAAUCUCUAGCAUUGCCUUUCAGUUGCUCCAUUAUACUGUAGUAACCAAUGUCUAACUCCUGGGAUAAAGUUCGCAGUUUUCUGGAGAUGAUGGAUAUCCAAAAUUUACACUCACCUCAUCCAUCAUCAUUCACAUCUUCAUCAAGCUCUAACUGCAAUGUGAAUCCUUUGCAAAUUGAUGUUAGAAGAUGGGAGGUUGGUGACAGGACGGCUCAGCAGAUUUUGUCCGUUAUCCAACCUAAUGCUGAAUCUGAGAAUAGGAGGAAAGAGAUCAUUGAAUAUCUUCAGAAGCUUAUUGAAGAUGUUUUUGAAAUUAAGGUUUUCCCUUUUGGAUCCGUGCCUCUUAAGACCUACCUUCCACAUGGAGACAUCGACUUGACUGCAGUUAGUUAUUCCAAUACUGGCCAAGAUUUAGCUGCGGAGAUCUGCCAUCUCCUAGAAAAUGAAGAGAAGAGAAGCACUAGAAUUCAAGUUGAGGAUGUGCUUUGUGUCCCUGCGCAGGUGAAAAUUGUUAAAUGCACUGUGGGUGGAAUUUGUGUAGACAUAUCCUUCAAUCAAACAACUGGGCUUUGUUCACUGUACUUUCUUGAACAGGUUGACCGGUUUAUUGGCAAAGAUCAUUUCUUCAAGCGCAGUGUGAUUCUCAUCAAAGCAUGGUGCUAUUAUGAGAGUCGGAUCCUUGGUGGAUUCCAUGGUCUAAUAUCUACAUAUGCUUUGGAGACUAUGGUCUUGCAUGUUAUCAAUCUUUUUCAUUCUUCAUUGACUUGUCCUUUAGCAGUCUUGUAUAAAUUUUUAGAAUACUAUAGCACAUUUGAUUGGACCAGAUAUUGCGUUGAUAUUAAUGGUCUUGUCUUAAUAUCAUCUCUUCCAGAUAUAGUGGUGCAAGCACCACAUGACUGCGAUGAUUUAUUGUUGACUGAUAAUUUUCUAAGGAGUUCUAGAGAAGCAAUCUUAUCUUCUAUGGGAAUUGUUGGAACCAAGAAUUCUGUAUUUCCUGUAAAGUUUCUCAACAUUUUAGAUCCUCUUAGAGAUGAGAACAAUUUAGGCCGCAGUGUUAACAAGGGUAACUUUCAUCGUAUCAAAGCUGCUCUCUCUUAUGGUACUAAAAAGUUGGGCGACAUUUUGAUGUUACCAUCACAAAAUAUUGAAUGUGGGCUUGAAAAGUUUUUCAAGGAUACGCUGGAGAGGAAUGGAAAUGGAAGACGAGCAGAUGUCACAGUUCCUGUGGACAAGUAUGGUUCUAAUGUCUUCACUGGCGACAGUGAUCAUGAUCAUCUUCUUUCAGGAAUACAUUAUGUUCUGUGGUUUCUUGAUUAUGGUGUGAUGUAUCCUGUACUCCCUGAAGCAUCAGCACAUUGUACGGUCUGGAAUAAUCAGUGUAUGGAGAUGGGUCAUACUGUGCAAUUUGAUCAGAGCUUGUAUAGUAACAUCAACAUAAGUCCACCUUCUGUUAAUUUACUGACAAGUUUCACACAGACAAAUGCUGCAUAUGUUACAGAGGAGCGGAAUCUGAUAAGUUACCCACAGACAAAUGCCACAUAUGUUACAGAGGAGCGGAAAUCAAGGGGAACAGGGACAUAUAUUCCUAAUCUUGAGCAUCUCAUGCGAAGGCAUUUUAAUGUAGAAGCAAGAAAUGAGGAACAGGAAAAGGGAAAAGAAGUUGAAUCUGUGGACUCUCCAUCUUGCACCUCUACAAAGGCUAAUCUGUCAUCUGGUGUGGAAGUAAACACAAAUGCCUUUAAUUUUUCGAUUGAAGAUUUCCCUAUUCUUCCUGGAAGUAAGCCCAUACCUAUUAAAGUCAACCAAUCGAAUCCCCCGGAGACUAAGCAGGUCAAAGAGACAUCAGUGUCAUUGGAUAGCAUUGAGUUUGAUAGCUUCAAACAUUCAUCUCCGAGAUCUCUGUCACUGUCAGAAGCAGGGAAGCUGUCAGAUUCCGAUGUUUCGGCUAUUUUGGACCUUGUGAGUGACCCAACAACUGUGACAGUACUUGAAGACCAGGAUUUAUCUAAGAGCGAGGAAAAAAUGGUGGUCCCUGUGCAGCCAUUGCAACUGGCAGAUGACAGUGAGUUCCCCCCUCUAAGCCGUCCUCCAGAACCUGUUAUAACGCUUAAUAAGAAGGAAUUUCCUCCUCUUCGGGCAUGUUUGAAGUCACAGAAAAAGGGGAAGUGGAAAUCAGUAUUUAAAUAGGUGCAGCAAGGGGUGUGGAAAGGAAUUGCAACAAUAUGAAGGAGUAGGGUUUGUUGCUGUGAUUCUGUGACUAAUAUGAUGACUAUAUAAGAGAAGAAAGCCAGUGAUCGCUAAUAUGAGGGAUAGAAGCUGUAGCUGUUUAGAAGUAGUUGCAUUUGCAGCAAAUAGUUCAGAACAUGUUGUAAGAACCUCUUAGUUAUAGAUGCUCGCUGAGCUCGAGACAUUCUAUAUGUUUCCGUUUUAUUCAAUUUAACCUUAUUCAGAUGCUUUAGCAAAAACUUGUAGGCAAAAAUACAUGGUUUUUGCUUAAACUGAAUUCUCUGAAUGUCAUCAACAACUUACCGGAAUUGAAAUCUUAGAAAGACCAAAUUGGAACUGUA